GACGAGCGGGAUUUGCGGACGCCGCGCCGCUGCCGGGAGCCGGCGGGGGCCCGAGAGUGACCGAGUCACGGCGGGCGCCGGCGGAGCCGCGGCCGCGUCGGACCCGCCUCCUGGAGGAGCUCAGCCCCGGCCAGGCCCGGCCCCAUUCCCGCCCCGCGCCGCCUCCCCGCCGCCGCCGCCGCCGCCGCGGGAGCGCUCCCCUGCCCACCCCGCCCCCGCGGCCGAGCCCGGGAGUCGAGUGGGAGUCGGCCGGCCGGGCGCGGGCAGCGCCGGGAGCCCGCGGUGGGGGCACACUGCAGCCGGGAGCCCGGGAGGGGCCGCGUCGCCAGCGUCUGAACUAGGAUGUCCCGACAUGAAGGUGUCAGCUGUGAUGCAUGUUUAAAAGGAAAUUUUCGAGGUCGCAGAUAUAAGUGUUUAAUUUGCUACGAUUACGAUCUUUGUGCAUCUUGUUAUGAGAGCGGGGCAACGACAACAAGGCAUACAACUGACCACCCGAUGCAGUGCAUAUUAACAAGGGUAGACUUUGAUUUGUACUAUGGUGGGGAAGCUUUCUCUGUAGAGCAGCCACAGUCUUUUACUUGUCCCUAUUGUGGAAAAAUGGGCUACACGGAAACAUCUCUUCAAGAACAUGUUACUUCUGAACAUGCAGAAACAUCAACAGAAGUGAUUUGUCCCAUAUGUGCAGCGUUACCUGGAGGAGAUCCUAAUCAUGUCACAGAUGACUUUGCAGCUCAUCUGACACUUGAACACAGAGCCCCUAGAGAUUUAGAUGAAUCGAGUGGUGUUCGACAUGUACGUAGAAUGUUUCACCCUGGGCGGGGGCUAGGAGGUCCUCGUGCUCGGAGAUCAAACAUGCACUUUACUAGCAGUUCUACUGGUGGACUCUCUUCUUCUCAGAGUUCAUACUCUCCAAGCAGUAGGGAAGCCAUGGAUCCUAUAGCUGAGCUGUUAUCUCAGUUAUCAGGAGUGAGACGUUCUGCAGGGGGACAGCUUAACUCUUCAGGCCCUUCCGCUUCUCAGUUGCAACAACUGCAGAUGCAGCUGCAGCUUGAGCGACAGCAUGCACAGGCAGCCCGGCAACAACUGGAGACUGCUCGCAACGCAAGUCGGCGCACUAACACAAGCAGCGUCACCACUACGAUCACACAGGCCACGGCCACAGCCAACACAGCCAACACAGAGAACAGCCCGCAGGCCCUCCACAACUCCCAGUUCCUGUUAACAAGGUUGAAUGAUCCCAAAAUGUCUGAAACAGAGCGCCAGUCCAUGGAGAGCGAGCGUGCAGACCGCAGCCUGUUUGUCCAGGAGCUCCUUCUGUCCACGUUAGUGCGCGAAGAGAGCUCGUCCUCAGAUGAGGAUGAUCGGGGGGAGAUGGCAGAUUUUGGUGCUAUGGGCUGUGUAGAUAUUAUGCCUUUAGAUGUUGCUUUAGAAAACCUAAAUUUAAAAGAGAGUAAUAAAGGAAAUGAGCCUCCACCACCUCCUCUUUGAUGACCUCCCCACUCGAAGACAAUGUCCUCUGUGCUGUAUUUGCCAAUGAAAGUGGACAACAGCUAUCCUGGGUUUGUGUGGUGAUUGUAAUUUCAGGUCUGUCACUCUUGUUACAUUGUGUACAUUCAAAAGGAAGAGAGAAAUAUAUAUGAUAAUCAUUUCCACUUAACUAAUUUUUACUUCUAGCAGGUAAAUGUAGGUAGCAGUGCAGGGUGAUCUCUGCUUCCUGUACCUUGACAUGCAAAAGGCUCUCCUAAUACUCCACAUUCAAACUGAAGAGGAAAAUUGAAAUCUCUAAUGAAGCUGCUGUGUGUAUUUAUGAAUAUUAAUGAAUAAAAACUGCUUGGAUGGUUUACCUAACUACUGCAUGAGGUUUUUUGCAGCGUGCAUGAGUUUCAGUGGCCUUGUUAUUUAAAAAUUAAAUACAAGGAGUAAAACUUUAAAAAAUAAAAUUAAAAAAUAAAAAUAAAAUACAAAGCCCAAAGCUUUCCCAGCGUUAUCCAAUGGUUACUGGCAGAGUAGCUUUUGAAUAAUGUCUGCCUGACUCACCCUUUUCCAUGUGCCUCCUACGCACAAAGCCAGCUCUGCAGUGGAACCCAGGGGGCCUAGCCAGCUAUGGCGCUCCACUGUAUGACUGUCCUGUCACCCUGUUAACUGGAGUCCAGCCUGUCUCUGUCUCUGUCUCACCAGAAGACACACUAGUAAAGGCAGGGUCCUCUGCAGGGCGACUAUGUGCCCUUUAGACAAAUCCUGUUUGUGUUUGUUGGAAGUUUUUACUUUUUGUGGUUGUUUAAAUUUUUUUGAUUGUUAAACAUUCAGGUGUAGAUGGAUUUCAUUUAUUCACUGUUCAGUGCAGUUAACCUGAAUUAUGUUGUCUUGUUUUUAAAAAUCUCACCUUCUCAAUCAUACUUUGUGCCGUUUAUGUGUGUGUGUGUGGUUUGCUGAGACAGAUCAGUAUCAGGGGAGCCUUCCCACAUCUUACCAACCAAAUUCUUAAUGCUCAUUUUAGCACCUUUUAUUUAUUGUUUUUCCCCUCCUGGCAUAAAAAGUAAAGUCUUUUAAUUGAUUCAUGCCACCCAUAUGCCUAUGUUAUUAAUCCUGUGUGUUGAAAAAAGAAAAAGUAGAACUGCCUUGGUUGUUAGGGUGUGGAGGAUGGGUGCUUUCUGUUUGUCUCCAGGUUUCACACUGGCUCCAGGGAGGGGCGGAGGCUCUGGGGGUGGGGCAGUUUUUGGAAUGUAAAUUUAGAACUUUUAAAAAAGAUGCGCAGCUUCUGAUCAAUUUCUAUGAGACUUAAUCUAAUCAUGUCUGGCUCCGGCCCUCUUCCCUGUGAGCCAUCCUCUGUUGGUUCUCUCUCCCGCCAUCUUGUCCUCCCCUCUCUUUCUUCAUGACAAGCAUACAGACUUGAACACCCCUGGGUGCUGUCAAGAACUGUGAAGUCCAUGGUCAUCCAAAUCUACCAAAAAAAGAAGUCACCCUCCAUGUCUAAAAAACUGUCGCUUCUCCUCGGAAACUUGAGACUCCACCAGCUUCCAGAUACAGUAGCUGUUUUCUUUGUCUUUGAUGGAAAUCUUCUGAGGGAACCACCCUCGCCGGGCUCCUGGUACACCAGAGGUCAAGGCCGGUGGGGUUUUCUUUUUUUAAUUGGUUGUUGAGAAGUUUCAGAAGUCCGUUUUCCAGCUGUGGUCGUUUCAGACACAUCUGCACCAUAACUCACACAUUUCAAUAAAGCAUUUUCAAGACUGUU
Molecule: messenger RNA, 3232 nt
Organism: Mus caroli (Ryukyu mouse)
Lineage: Eukaryota; Metazoa; Chordata; Mammalia; Rodentia; Muridae
Gene: Kcmf1
Product: potassium channel modulatory factor 1
Biological process (GO): synaptic signaling
Cellular component (GO): plasma membrane
Molecular function (GO): zinc ion binding
Source: RefSeq, a predicted model, not a curated record